AUGGGUAAAUGUGGCAGGGAUGAUGAUACAGAUAAGACGAUAUCUGAUAAUGAAGAAGAAGAAGAAGAAGAAGACACGUCUUCGUCUUCAUUUUCUGAUGACUCCAGCUAUGUAAUGGUGGAUUCUGAUGAUGAUGAGGAGGAGACGAUUGCUGAUGACGUAACUGAAGAAGAUGGGAACGAUUCAAACAUUGAAUAUGAAGAAGAAGAUAAGGAGGUGGUGGGUGAUGUGAAGAAUUGUAGGUCGGAUGAUCAUGAGUCCAACUCUCAACAAAAUUAUUUGUCGGAUGAUGAUGAGUCCAACACUGAACAAGUGGAAAAUUAUUCACCGGAUGAUGAUGAGUCCAACGCUCAACAAGUGGAGAAUUAUUCACCGGAUGAUGACGAGUCCAAGGCUGAACAAGAGGAGAAUUAUCCAUCGGAUGAUGCUGAGUCCAAGGCUCAACAAGUGGAGAACUAUCUGUCGGAUGAUGAUGAGUCCAACGCUCAACAAGUGGAGAAUUAUUCACGGGAUGAUGAUGAGUCUAAGGCUGAACAAGUGGAGAGUUAUUCGCCGGAUGAUCAUGAGUCUAAGGCUGAACAAGUAAUGAGUUCUACGUCGGAUGAAGCCAACACUGCAGAAGAUGGGAGCGAGCUAGGCUGUUGA
Salvia hispanica is the source of this 645-nucleotide messenger RNA. NCBI's taxonomy places the organism in Eukaryota, Viridiplantae, Streptophyta, Magnoliopsida, Lamiales, Lamiaceae. The record is from RefSeq and is a predicted model, not a curated record.